AUGCCUCCGCAGCCGAGCGAACCGGUAAGGCAGUUAUGCAAGGAAUUCCAUCUCACUGAUGUUCAAGUUAACCAACUUAUGUCUUCUUUUUUGGAGGACAUAAAGCUUGGUCUGGGGAAGGAUACACAUCCAAAUUCAAUUGUAAAAUGUUUUAUAACAUAUGUGCAGGAUCUUCCAAAUGGGAAAGAAAGGGGAAAAUUCCUUGCGCUUGAUCUUGGAGGUACUAAUUUUCGUGUUCUUGUUAUUCACUUGUCUGAGAAGCACUUUGACAUGAAAGCCAAGAUAUUUGCAAUACCACAAAAAAUUAUGGUGGGAACUGGAACACAGCUGUUUGAUCAUAUAGCUGAAUGUCUAGUAGCAUUUGUUAAGGAGCAUCAGUUACACACAGAAGUACUGCCUCUAGGAUUUACAUUCAGCUUUCCAUUAAUGCAGAAAGGACUAUCUGUAGGAAUUCUUGAAAGGUGGACUAAGGGCUUCAACUGCUCUGGUGUUAUUGGACAAGAUGUAGUUCAGCUGCUGAGAGAUGCACUGGACAAAAAACCGGAUGUGAAGAUUAACAUUGCUGCAGUUCUUAAUGACACUACAGGUACGCUGAUGUCAUGUGCAUGGAAGGAUCACAACACAAAAAUAGGACUCAUCAUUGGAACUGGUACAAAUUCAUGCUAUGUAGAAAAAACUGAGAAUGCAGAACUGUUUGAUGGGGACAGGAGCAAACCAUAUGUAAUCAUCAACACAGAAAGUGGAGCAUUUGGUGAUGAUGGAAAACUUAAUUUUAUUAGAACAGAAUUUGACAAAGAUGUAGAUGACAAUUCCAUAAAUCCUGGAAGACAACUGCAUGAGAAGAUGAUAUCAGGAAUGUAUAUGGGAGAAAUAGUUCGACUGAUAGCUGAGAAAGCUCUUAAAAUGAAUGCCAUCCUGGGUGGAAAAGGUUCCGAUGCAAUUCUAAAGCGAGGGGGUUUCUUCACUAAAUAUGUAUCUGAAAUAGAAAGUGAUAAACCAGGUUCUUACACAAAUGUUAAGAGAAUAAUGAAUGAGCUUGGUCUUCCACAUGCAACUGAACAAGAUUUUAUAGACUUCAGACAUAUGUGUGAAGCUGUUUCUUCAAGAGCUGGUGUCAUGGUCUCUGCUUCAAUGGCUACAUUACUUAAUAAAAUGGGUUUUGAACAAGCAACUAUUGGCAUUGAUGGUUCACUCUAUCGAUUUCACCCUGGGUUUGCAGAUCUAAUGACAAGAAAAAUUUCGCAAUUAGUGAAGCCAGGGAUUAAAUUCAAGUUAAUGUUGUCAGAAGAUGGAAGUGGAAGAGGAGCAGCUCUAGUUGCUGCUGUUGCCAGUCGGGGAGACUAA
This is a messenger RNA of Schistocerca cancellata (South American locust), 1344 nucleotides long. RefSeq names its product hexokinase type 2-like. Gene Ontology annotation, cellular component: cytosol; mitochondrion. The coding region runs from base 1 to 1344 and encodes 447 amino acids. Lineage: Eukaryota; Metazoa; Arthropoda; Insecta; Orthoptera; Acrididae. The transcript has 9 exons. The record is from RefSeq and is a predicted model, not a curated record. Gene Ontology annotation, molecular function: ATP binding; glucokinase activity; fructokinase activity. Gene Ontology annotation, biological process: intracellular glucose homeostasis; glycolytic process; glucose 6-phosphate metabolic process.